Messenger RNA from Eimeria mitis, 780 nucleotides. RefSeq lists its product as uncharacterized. The coding region runs from base 1 to 780 and encodes 259 amino acids. The transcript is spliced from 4 exons. The record is from RefSeq and is a predicted model, not a curated record. Gene Ontology annotation, cellular component: nucleus. Gene Ontology annotation, biological process: regulation of transcription by RNA polymerase II. Gene Ontology annotation, molecular function: transcription cis-regulatory region binding. Lineage: Eukaryota; Apicomplexa; Conoidasida; Eucoccidiorida; Eimeriidae.
AUGGAGGUUUUUGUGUUUCCCCCGGGCAGCGAGAAACCGUGGGUGUUUGAGGCCCGUCGCCGUUCCCCUCUAAGCGUUCUUAUAAGAAUAGAACCACCAGCAGCAGCAGCAGCAGCAGCAGCAGGAGCAGCAGCAGCAGCAGCAGCAGGAGGAGGAGCGGGAGGAGGAGAGGCAGCAAGAGAUGAUCUUCGGGUGUCUGCGGAGAAAGCUGUUGGUCUUUGGCGUAUAUUAAUAAACCCAACAACAAAAGAUAUUGCGGUGUCUAUGCAGCUAACAGCCAGUGUUGGGGUUAUAUACGAUGGUAGUAUUCAGGUGUAUAGACACCCCAAUCUACAAACCCUAGAACAACAAACACAACACCUCACCGAUGGGGCUGUAAUAGCAACAGAUAUUUCUGCUGAUCCGCAUGCAACAAACCACAGAAAAUUCUUCAUCUUUCCACUCAACUUCAAUAUGAAAACUGUUGGUGGUUUAGGGUUUUCUCCAUCUAUCCGUUGCGCCGCGAGUCGCUACGGGCUGACUUCUGUGCGUUUGUAUGCAAAUACAAUUUUUUGGGGUUCUGAGGGUUUAGCUGAGGGUUUGCCUGAGGGUUUACGAGGGUUUAGAGAGGACAACUACAAACUACCCAUACCAGAGGAACCCGGUGCGAUAUUUUGGCCUGAGCGUGCUGGGUCUGUAUUGCCGUCUAGACACCGGAGGCUCCUCCUUCUGCUUCCUCAGCAGCAGCAGCAGCAGCAACAACAGCAGCAGCAGCAGCAGCAGCAGCAGCAGCAGAUAUAA